Exophiala spinifera is the source of this 426-nucleotide messenger RNA. Its product is annotated as mitochondrial import inner membrane translocase subunit tim16. The record is from RefSeq and is a predicted model, not a curated record. Lineage: Eukaryota; Fungi; Ascomycota; Eurotiomycetes; Chaetothyriales; Herpotrichiellaceae. Gene Ontology annotation, cellular component: TIM23 mitochondrial import inner membrane translocase complex. The coding region runs from base 1 to 426 and encodes 141 amino acids. The transcript has 2 exons. Gene Ontology annotation, biological process: protein import into mitochondrial matrix.
AUGGCGCAUCGAAUUAUCGCUCAGAUUGUCCUGACGGGCGGCCGAGUCUUCGGAAGAGCCUUUGCAGAAGCCUAUAAACAAGCCCAGGCGUCCUCGCAGUAUGCUAGAGCAGCGGCAAAGAACGAUCCUGGUGCACUCAAUACUGCUGCUUCAUCCGGGAUGACUCUAGAUGAAGCCUGCAAAAUUCUCAAUGUCAAACCUCCUCAAGGCGGCCGCAUAAACAUGGAACAAGUGAUGGAACGAUUCAAGAAACUAUACGACUUGAAUGAACCGAAGAAAGGCGGCGGCGGUGGAUCGUUUUAUAUUCAGAGCAAAGUUCUGAGGGCGAGAGAACGAAUAGAGGCUGAGGCGCGAUCGGCCGAACGCAAAGCACAGAUGGAAAAAGAAAUCAAAGAAGGUUGGAAGCCAAAAAUGUACAAAGAAUGA